UCGAGCCUGGAUCGCGCGAGGAAUCUCCCUUCUUCCACACCACGGCUGUAAUCUGAUUCGGUUCCUCUUCGCUUCUUCCACGCCACCGCUGCGGAGUCGCGGCGAAGCCCGGAACAAGGAAGCGAUAGUGCGUCGCAUCUUGAUACCUACAGCCAGGCAGCAAGGCGUAGUCCGAUCUGUAGCUUUGGGGGCUCCAAUCUUUCGAGAUCUCCCCUCCCCCGCUUCCGAGAUGGCGAGCAGCUCCUACGGCUCAAGGGAAGGGCUGACGUCCAGGCCAGCUGCAUCAUCGAGUUCCCGAGAGAUAUCGCUCCAGAUCGACCCAGAAAAUGCUGAUUUGGAUGAUCAUAUUCUUGGACUUCGUGGGAAACUCAGCAAGCUAAAAGGAGUUGCUAAAGAGAUCAAUUCAGAGGCGAAGUCCCAAAAUGAUUUCAUAUCUCAGCUGCAAAUGACUCUGACAGAGGCUCAGGCAGGGGUCAAGAACAACAUGAGGAGAAUAAACAAGAAAAUCAUACAGAAUGGUUCGAGCCAUCUUGUUCUUGUCGUUCUCUUUGCUCUUGGCUGCUUCUUUCUAGUGUAUCUCGUCUCCAAAUUCUCCAGGAGAUGAAGUAUGAAAAAUAUGUUGAGUUACUGGGUUGUGGCAAGGAAAAAGUGGAAGGAUACAAAUAUUUGUACGCGCUAGUAGUUGUGGUGAACUGGGAAGUGCAUCAGACUUUGUCAGUAUAUGUUACAGUUCUAUGGCAUCACUUGUGAAUAUGUCAAUCUGAGUUUUUGUGAAUAUGUCAAUUUUGUUGUAGGAUGAUAGUUGACGGUGAAGGGAUUUGCUCUAAUAUAUACUGUUUAGGAAUUUGAGUUUUUGUGAAUAUAUCAAUUUUGUUUG
Messenger RNA from Lolium perenne, 877 nucleotides. Its product is annotated as bet1-like protein At1g29060. Lineage: Eukaryota; Viridiplantae; Streptophyta; Magnoliopsida; Poales; Poaceae. The record is from RefSeq and is a predicted model, not a curated record.